Molecule: messenger RNA, 1733 nt
Organism: Apis cerana (Asiatic honeybee)
Lineage: Eukaryota; Metazoa; Arthropoda; Insecta; Hymenoptera; Apidae
Source: RefSeq, a predicted model, not a curated record
AUUUUUUUGUUCAUAUAUCUAUACGAAUGUAAUUUAACAAAAGACUAUCGAAAAAUAUGACUGAUGAAAAAAUAUUACUUAUAAAACAUGAACACUCAUCAAAGUUAUAGAAAUUCACCAACAAAUUGGACAUUAGGAGACGCCAUGAAGUAUAAUUUACGGUGCAACCGAAAUAUUAGCGAGAAAAUGACGAAAAAAGACUUCGUAUACGAUAUUCGCCCACCAAUUCAAAGUUCCAGAAAGUUAGAGGAAGGAAAAUAUCCAAUUGUACUACCAUUACAAUUACGAAAGAAACAAAGUACUGAUUCAAAAGUGCCCCAAUAUGCUGUUAUUUCGGAAAAAAACAGUUACAACGAAAAUGUUGGUACAAUAAAUAUUUCAGGACAACGAACCUUGAAAUUUGAAUGCAAUUUUUGUCACGAACAAAUAGCUACACUUUUAUCGUUGUCUACACACGUAAAAUGUCAUCGACGAAGAUAUUGUAAAUAUUGUUACUGGAUAUUAUCAGGAAAUGAAACAAUGGAAAAACAUCUCGAAGAUACUCAUCGAAUUGAUCCAGGUAUUACAACGAAUAUCUAAUAUAUUCUUUAUUACAAUAUAAUUUUCUAUAAUAUUUUUUUUAUCUACAUAAAUAGUUGAUAAAAUGAUUAAUUUAUCGAUAAACAUAUUUAUAUACAUAUAGUAAAUUAAACUUUCUGAACUUGUUAUCUUCGAAAUUUUUAAUUAAAAUAUGAUCUGAUGUUUGAUUAGUAUUAUAUCUUUUUAAAUGAGAUUCAAAUCUCUUUAUUUAAAAUAAAUGAUAAAAUAGAUAUAAUCAUAAAUAAUAUAAUUUUUUAUAAACAUUUAUAAUAUUUAUAAUCAUCCAUUACAUUAUAUUUAUAAAAUAAAUAAAAAUCAUGAUUGCAUAGAUUAGUUUGUAUGUUAGUUUAUAAAUUUGUAUAUAUAUAUUCAAAGGUCUGGAGCAACAAUUUUUAAUAUAUUUCCAAUAUUAUCUGGACAAUUUUCACAGACAAUAUUUUGUCCUCGAAGUCGUAGAUCGUUGGAUAAUAAUUUAAGAUUCUAUAAAAUAACAAUUAUUUUGAUAUCAAAAAAAUCAUAUAUGUAAGUUUUUCAUUAUAUAAUAAUGAAUUUUUUUUUUAAUAAGACAGUUUCAAAUCGUCAUUUACCUUUGCAACCGUUACAUCGAUCCUUUUUACAUUCUUACAAUCAAGUACAACAUUAAGCGAGUUUUCUUCUGAAAGUUGCAUUAUGUUAGCUCUAAAAUAUUCUGCUGCUGGGAAUGUAAUACUUUCUUCGGGAAUAAUACGAAUCGCGAUUUUGUCUUCUAUCUACAAUAAAAUAAAAAAAAAAUAAAAAAAAUAUACAUUUUCUUUCCACAAUUAAUAAAAUAAAUUUGAUUCAUUUAUUUGACCUGUUCGAUUUCGGUAUGGACGGAAGGUCGAGCAGAGAAAUAUAAUAAUAUUAGUAGAUUUAAAACUAUACCAAUAAUGAUUCCCCAUUCUAAUUUAUAAAAAACACAAAAUAAUAAUGUAAUCAACAUCAGUAGAAAAUCAAUUUCUGAAAAAUAAAUGUAAUAAAUUCAAUAAUGUUGAUAAAUUCAAAAUUAAACUGUGUUUAUCGCGAUACUAAUUCACUUACUUUUAGCACGCCAUAUUAAUGCAUACGUUUUGAAGUCAAGCAUAUAAUACAUAGAACACAUUAUAACACCAGCUAAAGUGGCUUUAGGAAUAAAA